ACGCUCUGUGGCAAAAGGAUGUGCGAGCAAGCAGCGCGCUACUGCAGGGACGGCGUCCACAAACUCCUCCACAAAGAACAAUCCAAACUCCGGGCUCAGGACAGCAAAGAACAACCCAAAGCAGGAGCUCGGGACAGCGAGACAGCGACGGCUGCACAGUCCGGAAACAGCGGCGCCCAGCCGGGUGGAAUAGACGGGCUCGUCCGCUGGAUAGUCACCAAGAUGAGCGACAACAAGAGCAUCUCUUCCCGGGAGUACGUGAAGGAGGAGGCGGCAGUAGCCCAGGAGCAGUUUUUCGCUCCGGAGCCGCGGAAGGGCAUAUCCGUGAUCUUGGAUAUUUUCCGGAGAGCUGAUAAAGAUGAUGACGGGAAGCUCUCCCUGGACGAGUUCCAGGCCUUCUUCUCCGAUGGCACACUGAACGAGGAGGAGCUGGAGAAGCUGUUUCACACCAUCGACUCGGACAACACCAGUAAUGUUGAUACCAGAGAGCUCUGUGAUUACUUCGCCAAGCACAUGGGAGACUACGAGGACGUGCUGGCCUCCCUGGAGACCCUUAACCUGUCUAUCCUGAAGGCCAUGGACUUCACCAAGAAGGUGUAUGAAAGAGGGACCAACGUGGAGCAGUUUGUGACCCGCUUCCUGCUGAAGGAGUCAGCCAAUCAGAUUCAGUCCCUGCUCAACUCUGUGGAGAGUGCCGUGGAUGCCAUUGAUGAGCAGCACAGCCAAUCAGGGCCCUACCCCAGUAAGACUAGUCCCCGCGUGCUGGAGUCCCGCUAUGCCCACCCGGUGCCUGACUACCCGCCAAACAACCGGGUGAGCGCCAAGGAAACCAUGAGGAACAUCAGCAGUGCCCAAGGGCCAAUGGAAGUGAGGAAGGAGGGGCUGGAGGCACAGAUCAACCGCCUGGCUGAGCUGAUUGGACGGCUUGAGAACAAGACAGUGUGGUUUGACCUUCACCAGAGGCUAACAGACACUGAUGGUACAGCCAGCGCAUCUCUCUACCUGAUUCGUCAGGAGAUGACUGUAUCCCAGAAGCACCUGGGGGAGUUCUGUGAGGCUCUGAAGCAGUACCUGAAGAACGUCUCUGCCCAGAGAGACUGCUUCCAUGUGACUGCAGUGAGGCUGCCGGAUGGAGUCUCCUUUGUCGUUUAUGAGUUCUGGGACGGAGAGGAGGAGUGGAAACGGCACCUGCAGACGGUGUCCUGUAAGGCGUUCCAGCAUGUGAAGGUGGACACGCUGUGCCAGCCAGAGGCUGUGUCCACGGUGGCUGUGCCGGCCGCCUGGUGCACCCUGAACAGAGACUGAUGUGGGAGGGGCCUCUGGGCAGGUGAGGUGCCACGCCCGGAGCCUUCUCUGCAGUCGCCCCCUCCCCCCUCCCCC
Megalops cyprinoides (Indo-Pacific tarpon) is the source of this 1380-nucleotide messenger RNA. RefSeq names its product N-terminal EF-hand calcium binding protein 2 (gene necab2). Lineage: Eukaryota; Metazoa; Chordata; Actinopteri; Elopiformes; Megalopidae. Bases 19 to 1305 code for a protein of 428 amino acids. Gene Ontology annotation, biological process: regulation of amyloid precursor protein biosynthetic process. The record is from RefSeq and is a predicted model, not a curated record. Gene Ontology annotation, molecular function: calcium ion binding. The transcript has 13 exons. Gene Ontology annotation, cellular component: cytoplasm.